Etheostoma spectabile (orangethroat darter) is the source of this 1366-nucleotide messenger RNA. RefSeq names its product peroxiredoxin-like 2A. Gene Ontology annotation, molecular function: antioxidant activity. The record is from RefSeq and is a predicted model, not a curated record. The transcript is spliced from 7 exons. Lineage: Eukaryota; Metazoa; Chordata; Actinopteri; Perciformes; Percidae.
CACAUUUUGGAAAUGGAGACAAUGAAAUCUUGUUUGUAGUCAGAGGGUCAGACUUUGUCCAUGGUCCCAAUGCUGGGUCUGUCCAGGUGUUCGAGAGCUCUGAGGUGGAGACUGCCCCUGCGCUGCUCUGCCCUCUCUCUGGGGAGCACUACCAUGAGCAGCCAGCCCUCCACCGCAGCCGGGCCCCAGUUUCUAAGAGCCCAGACUGCUCUGUUUCACCAAAGUAAAGCCAAAGCCAGUCCUCACCCAAACAAGCCCGCUACAGUCUUGUCCUCUGAGUCCGGGCUGGAGGGGCAGCUGUUUGGGAUGGGGAUGUGGUCGUUGGGUCUGGGUGCUGUUGGAGCUGCGCUUGCUGGGAUCUUCCUGGCCAACACUGAUCUGUGUCUGCCUAAAGCUGUACAGGCGUCGCUGGAGUACCUUGAAGAUGCUGACCUGCGCUCCACCAUAGAGGAUGACAACAUCAUUAAAGCUAAGAGCCUGUGGGAGAAGAAUGGGGCUGUAGUCAUGGCCGUACGACGACCUGGAUGAUUUUUGUGCAGAGAGGAGGCCUCUGAGCUGUCCUCUCUGAAGACCCAGCUGGAAGAGCUUGGGGUCCCUCUGGUCGCUGUGGUGAAGGAGAGCAUCGGCACAGAGAUCCAGGACUUCAGACCAUACUUUGCUGGGGACAUCUACAUAGAUGAAAAGAAACACUUCUACGGCCUGCUGCAGAGGAGAAUGGGGGGUCUGGGCUUUAUUCGCCUUGGAGUGUGGCAGAACUUCAUCCGGGCCUGGCGGUCCGGUUACCAGGGCAACAUGAACGGCGAGGGUUUUAUCCUGGGGGGAGUGUUUGUCAUUGGAGCAGGGGACCAGGGGAUUCUCCUGGAACACCACGAGAAGGAGUUUGGAAAUAAAGUGGAGACCGCAGAUGUUUUAGAGGCUGUCAAGAAAAUUGUACCAGUGAAGUAAAGUGUUUUUGUUUUUUUUCCUAAAACAAAUGGCAUUGGACAAAGGUACACUGUAUUUAUCAAAACAUAACUGCAUUUUUAACUUGACAUGCGGAGAUGCAAUCAAAAUGAAUACAGUGUUUUUUUAUAAAAGUGGAGCUCUACUUGGGCCUGUGUGAAAAUGUUUAAACCGGUUCGAUAUUAAGCCAAACACUGGACCAGACCAGUAUACCAAUAUGUCACACGUGAUUUAGCAGCCACUCCUGAGUGGACAUAAUGAGACUUUGAGAGCCUCUAAGCCAUAACUUUUUUCUUGCAAGUUUUCUUCGUUUCUUUCAGCUCACCUCUUUCAUCAGCUUCAAAUCCAAAAUGUUGCCAUAUGGGCAGCCCACUUUUACCAUACAUCCAUGAAUUUUAGUUCACUCUGUCAUGUCUCGUCACCC